Messenger RNA from Biomphalaria glabrata, 5686 nucleotides. RefSeq lists its product as uncharacterized. Bases 162 to 2636 code for a protein of 824 amino acids. Gene Ontology annotation, molecular function: DNA-binding transcription factor activity. The record is from RefSeq and is a predicted model, not a curated record. The transcript has 21 exons. Gene Ontology annotation, biological process: regulation of DNA-templated transcription. Lineage: Eukaryota; Metazoa; Mollusca; Gastropoda; Planorbidae.
AAGAGUUAGACUAGUUCUAGACCACAGACUGAAUUUAUUUCCACGAAAUAAGUUCAAGUUUUGCCAGUUUGGAUAAAGUUGAGAAGAUUAAAUCCGGUUACAUUGAAACUAAAGAUAGAGAACGGACGUAGUAAGAUUUAGAUUAGAUUUGAUCAUCAAUCAUGGGUUCCAGUUCAGAUAAAGACUCAAUUUUAGAUUGUAAUUUAUUAAAAAUGAUCAAUAUUUUGAAUGAAUUGUCAUCAAGCUCAAAAAUACACACAGAUCUGAAGCUCAAAGAAAUCACUUCAGGGAUUUUAUCUGUGCUAUUGACACUUCUAAAAGAUAAUGAGAGUGCUAAAUUGAUGUGCUGGCUAGACACAUUUAAGUCCCUUGGCAAAGCUGCAGAAGAAGACAUUGACAAACUGGUUCUGGCCCAAGAAAGAAAUAAGGCUGUCAGUUCUUUGAAUUCUCCAAGCAGUAAAAAGGUUUCUUUAAAGAACUUAACACAGGAUAAGUCAAGAGAUGAAUUUGAAAAACUUUUCUCCGCUAGCUGUGAUCAACUACAGAAACUUCAAGAAGAUGUGCACAAAUUUCAAGAAAGUUAUGCCUAUAGCAUUGAAGUAGCUACCAAUUUAGGUAGUUUUGAAUUUCCAUGUGGCGAAGAUGAAAACAGAUGUUUGCAGGAAGAGCUACGGAACAAAGAAGUUGAAUGUGAACAAAUACAAGAAGAAAUAAUGUCUGCUACAGACUUGCUUAAAGCUAAUUUGUCUAACAUGAUGAACAAGUGGAGGAGGUAUGAAGCCCUCGUACACGUGGAGCACAUUAUUCCUAGGGUUGAAAGAAAGGAAGAUAUGAGAAGCUUAAACAAUUUAUUCUCUGAGGUUUUCCAACUUACGUCAAUCAAACAAUUAGAAGUGAGAAAUAACAAAAUAAAGAAAAUGCUGACUUCUGUUACAUCAUUGGUUGGAAAGGUCAAUGCACAUCUGUCAUCUCUUAUGUCUACAAUCAUCCCAUUGGCUUGGUGUUUAGACAAACAGCCUUCACCUUGUGUCAAAUUAAAUAAUACAAAGCUACCUGAUGACAUUGAUCUUGAACUCAGAGUAUUUGGUUUUCGUGAGGAUCAAAUCCUGAAAAGGGAGAUGAAAAUAAACUACUAUUUUGAAAAAGACCCAAAGACUUUACAUGACUGCACUGUAAAGGAGGUAACAAUGAAGGACACCAACGAUGGUCUCAUCAUCUCUGUAACUUUGCAGCUGGCAAAGUUCACCAGAACAACGAAAAGAUCAACCAAGACAAAUUUUGAACACUUUAAUAGAAUUACUUGGCAGCUAAAGUUAGAUAUACCAGGCCAACCAGAGAUAAAGUGUCUAUCUCUACCUUUCACCGUACGGUCAGGCAGCACACAGUUGUGGUACUACAUAGGAGCAGUUCACUGGUACUGUUGGGUGCAAACAGAUUUGUAUCAGCCAAAGUGUCAGUGCCCAACCACUAUGAAACGUGAACUCUUCUUGUCCAUGCUCCAGGAGAGAUACCACUCCAUUACCUCAGACCAUUUUACUGAAGAAAACAUUCAAUCAUUUCAAAGUCAAUUGGAUGCAAUGCCGAGCCACUUAAGCCAUGAUGUACAGAUGAAUGAAAUACUCCAAGGGAAACUACCCUGCAUCAGGAGUUCUGACAAUUCUAAAAGGCAUACCCAGGAAAACAAAUUUUCCUUCUACAACUGGUUCAUAGCAGCUUGCAACACUCUGAAAAGGUUUCAACUGGAAGUGCACAAACUAAGAAUAUUUUCCAGUUUUUUAAGCCAGCAACACUGCAAUGAUAUACUCAAAGAUCAACCUAAUGGAACGGCCAUUGUCAGACUAUCACUCAACAGUAUCAAAAACAUUCAGUCUGAAGCCCCGUUGGCUUUUGUUACUGUACAGAUUAUCUUUAAUUCUGUUCAGACAAUACUUGUCAAAGACCCAGAUGAAAUAAGGAGUUUGUAUAGUUUUCUCUCACAUAUCAGAGGGGAAAAAGAAGAGCCCAAUUUCUGUGUCCACUAUGUGUGGCCUAGUUGUAAACAGCUGGAAGAAUACAAAGAAUGUUGUACUGAAAAUGUCAAAAGUAUUACAAACAUUAAUGGUUAUAAACAAGUAACUAGAGAAGAUCAAGGGGAUAUCAUUGUAUCUCGGGAUUCCCAUAGAGGGCCUGUGCAUGUUCCUGGAGACAAAGUUGAAUUUGAGCAACCAUAUGAACUUGAGAAUGAAAAUGUAAAUUUCAAACACCCUAGACUAGUUGCUCAAAAUGAAUUAGUGCACCAAAACAGUCAUCCUCUAACCUGUCAGGAACCUCUCCCAAGUGCACAAUAUGAGGAUUUGUCAUUUGUCUGUCCAGAUCCUAACACGGGGCUGCACAGUACUGAAGUACUCAUAGAUAUUGAUUCAUUUGAAACACAAAGUACUGAACAAUGUCUUGAUAUGGCAGUCUUAGAAAGAAUUAGCUGUUUUGGUAAAUAUUUAAAAAAUGAUGUAGCAUGGCAUGGAUUUACUCAAAUAGACAGCAAUGGCUGGGAUGUGCACCACCCCCCUGGUGGCGGACAGUUGUCUCAGGACUUGGAUGAUAUUGAAGUAUCUGAUUUGCUGAACUCAAAUAGUCAAUUAUUAAAUGAUAGAAGUUAGGACAUAAAAGUUACAUUUGUUUUUGUUCUACGUGUUUUUAGAUGUUCUUUCCAAAUUAAAGUUAAUUAUCACAUCUUAGCCCAAACCUCCCUCAAGAUGGUGGCAGGUUCGCACCCAGGCCAUCAAGAUGACAGUCCAGAUAGCUUACCACACAAUCAGUCAGCCAUUUAUAAUUAUACUUAUUUGCAUUCAUUACAAAUUUUGUAAUCAUUGUAGAUCUAUAGUUUAUAUCCCUUUAUAAAUAUUUCUUGAUUGGUUUGUGCUCUGUUGGCUUAUCAGGAGUUCAACUAAAGAUACUGAAAAAGUCAAGUGCUAGAUUUAAUGAAUGGUUAGAUUUGGGUUUGAAAGAGAAACGUUUAGGAUGAUAGCUAGUAAAUGUAAAAUGUAGUCUAUUACAAUACAAUGGUAACAAAAUAUGAAAGUCAAGAACUAACAUAAAUGUUAUGGUUUCCUUUCAUAUAGUUAAUCAAAUUGAGUUUCGCCAUUGAUUAGGCAAGCAGUUUAAGGGAGAGUGCACGUGUGUUAAUGGUGAGCCUUUAGUAUUAAUGCUUUAAACUUAUGCUACAUACUCAUUUUAGCUUGGGGGGCACUGUUUAAACCAGCUAGGUUUUUUUUUUUAGCUAGGUCAUCUGAAGAGUUUUAAAUCCAGGCUGUUUGUGCUAAGAAAAAAAUCCAGAGUUGAGCAUGGCAUCUUUGACCCAGAAUUUGCAUGCUCCACCAUUCCACUAUCCCAGUACUCCUAGUAGUGUAAAUGUUGUAAAUAGCCACGGUUUGAUGCACAAAUCUCAAGUGGAAGGAACUUACCUCACCCACUUUGAAAGUAUCUUAAUAUCACACCAAAUAGAUCAGUGCUCACAAAAUAAAACAAUAUUUUGAAAGACUAAAUGGUUGAUAUAAAAAAAAAUGUUGACUUGUCAUGCUGUAUGCCAUAUUUUGUUUUUCAUGGAUUCAUUGAUAUUAAUUUUGUUUUUGUUCAAACUUGUAUGAAGCUAACACUUUGGUUUUAAACAUAACAAAGUUCAAACACACUGAUGUAUGCACAUCAUUAAUGUAAUAUUGUGUUAUCAUAUCACUCUGUGAUCACUGAGGGAACAAAGUACCUUGUAUGAAAUUAUCACUCUGUUGUUAUGGAGGGGGGACAAAGUACUUUGUAUGAAAAUCUCACUCUUGUCACUGAGGGAACAAACUACUUUGUAUGAAAAUCUCACUCUUGUCACUGAGGGAACAAAGUACUUUGUAUGAAAAUCUCUCUUGUCACUGAGGGAACAAACUACUUUGUAUGAAAAUCUCACUCUUGUCACUGAGGGAACAAAGUACUUUGUAUGAAAUUAUCACUCUGUUGUCAUUGGGGGAAGGGGAACAAAGUACUUUGUAUUAAAUUAUCACUCUGUUGUUACUGAGGGUACAAAGUACUUUGUAUGAAAUUGUCACUGAAGGAAUAAAGUACUUUGUAUGAAAUUAUUGCGAUGUAAAUAAUGGAAACAUACGAAAACUAAAUUUGAGUAUUUUGUAGUGUCACCAUAGCUUAAUAUUUUUAUUUAGCCACUGACAUUUUGGGCUUUCUUAAUUGUAAUGUCUUUCUUAAAUCUGUCUACUUUUUUAUGUUGUUUUUUUUACUGUUUUACACACAUGAUAUAAUUCCAGUUUUGCUAAUAUACAAGGUUACACACAUGAUAAAUUCAAGUUUGGCAAAUUUAUAAAGCUUGUCUUUGAGUCUGAAGAUUAAGGAGGAGUGUAUUAUUUCCCUGGGAUGCACAGUCCCAGCUGAGAUCUGUAUAUCUAACUUGCUCAUUCUGAAAACAGUGUUAACUAGUAUAUAUGACAGCAAAGCUACUAUGGUACAGCAAUAAUCAUAAUGUAUAAACAAAGUCUUGACUAGCGUAGAACUGUGAUUCAGGAACAGCUCUUUCUCUCUGACUGGCUCCUCUGUAGCACAAGAAUGAAGUGAAUGCCAAAAAUCAAAUUAAUCUGUUUUUUAAGCAAAUGUUGCUAUCUUUAUAUUUACUGAUCAUAGGCUGGAAGGAAUUCAUUGCCUGUCAGACAUUCUUAAGCUUGAGUAAUUAUGCUGAAAAGAAUACAAUAACCAUCUUACUGAUACUAAGUUUGCAUUUUGUGGCAUAUUUUUCUUAGUCACUCUCUUGUGCAUUCAUUGGUCCAAAUAAAUGAGCAAUAUUAAGCUAAUAUGAUAAGAUUUGUUUCAGUUCUUAAAUGUUUCUUUAACGUUGUUUUAACCCCAAAUGCAUAACUUAUUAUACAUAUGCUCAAAUGCUGCAUGCCAUGUACAACUUACACCAUUGCCCUCAUUGUUUAUUUUUCUGUGAUUUGCUAGUAAAUUGUAAAGUAUUUUUUUCUAUGUUAGUAUUACAUUCAGUUGUAGCUUUUUGUUUAUCAUGCCAAGGUUCACCUUUGUUUGGAAUAUUACACAAAUCAUUUUUUUUUAAAUUAGCAAUCAGAUUUCCACAAAAAAAUGUUAUGUUAUUUUCGCUAAUAAUAUAGUAUGGUUCUUAAUAAUAACAAUACUGUAGCUUCAAAAUUCAUGUUUCUAUAUUAAUCAUUUAUGUAUUAACAUGGUUCAUAUAACUUUUGUGAAAAUGAAUUCCAGACUUUUUUCCAGACAUUUAAAAAAUUCACCUAGAAAAGUAUCAAUUUUCCAGACUUUUAAAGUCUGAAAUCUGAUGUUUGAAAUUCCAGACUUUUUCCAGACCGUGUACAAAACCUGAAUAAUUAAGAAUUGUUUUAACUACUGUUUAGGCUCACAUUUUCACAAUGUUGCCUUUUUAUCACUAUUAUUGUAUGUGAUUGGAUUGUAACUAUAGUUUGUUAAAAAUUUGAGGAAGAUAAAACUACGACUUGUAUAUUUUGCUCUGUUACUUUUUUUUUUUAUUCCUGUUUAUUUUUAAGACCAGGUUUUAUUGUGAUGACAGAAAUAGAGUUGCCUUUAAUUUGUAAUAGGUAUAGUUAAAAAAAUGUGUGAAUAGAUAAAUGAAUAGAUAUUUGGACAUUUAUUGUCUUUGUUUUUUUUCAUGUUUAUCAUUAAAAUCUAUAUUUUA